Molecule: messenger RNA, 2995 nt
Organism: Erpetoichthys calabaricus (reedfish)
Lineage: Eukaryota; Metazoa; Chordata; Cladistia; Polypteriformes; Polypteridae
Product: C2 calcium-dependent domain-containing protein 4C-like
Exons: 2
Coding region: 348-1718 (456 amino acids)
Source: RefSeq, a predicted model, not a curated record
CCUCAAAGUGUCUUCCCUCGUCUCAGUGCGUACAAUGGGUUGCCUCCCAUGGCCAAGCCGCGCGGCUUUUGUUUUCCGCUCAGUCCGCCACCCGAGCCGCAACAUGCGCUGAGUCACACGUGCGCAGAGCAUCUGACGCUCUCCGCUUGAGUCGCUAUAAAAGCCUGGACUUUAAAAGGCUCGCCCCUGGCACGUUGCCUCCGAUCGGCACCUGACAACAGCGGCGAGCACAGCAUAACCGUGCAAAGCCUGUGCGACUGCAUUUAGCGGCAGCUACAAGACAUUUGAACUACUUUCCCCGACCAGUGCUGUUUCAUCACAACUUGGACUCUGCUUCAUAUCUAUGUAUGUGGUUUCUAGACAACAUCUUCCUUGUCAGGGAAAAUCAGGAAAGAAGAUUUUUGGGAAGAUACAUGAUGUUUACAGUUCGAAAAUCUCUAAUCCCUGGCUCACAUCGUGCCACUGACCACACAAAGCUGUCCAUGUGUCCCAAUGUGCUCACCCCAGAUCGUAUUCCUGAAUUCUUUAUCCCUCCAAAACUAAGGUCAAUGCACACUGAUGACAGAGACUCAAAAGAAGAAAGUGGCACCAAUGCUCCGAAUCUUCCUAAGAGGGAUUUUAAGAAACAGUGGAACUUCCAAGAGAGAUACAGCAGUAACCAGUCUGCCUCAGAGCACGAUUUGAUCAGAGCAGCACACCGGCAUGUCAUUCAGAUCGAGAGUGCCGAGCUGGACACAGGAUAUGGCUCACAGUAUGCUGGUGAAGUGGACACCAACAAGGAAGAGGAAGAAAGAAGGGAGAAGAAAACAUGUGGUGUUCAGUCUGCUAUCUCCAUGCCGCAGCUUACCCAGGGUGGACUGGCAUAUCUGCCAGAAAGCCCUCACACACGACGGCGGGAGUCCUUGUUCCACUCGCCACAUGUGGCCCGUAAAUCUCCAACAGGGGAACAUUCUUCAUCUCUGACUCUUCAGAUGCCUUCUCCUGAACCAAGGCAGUGCUUUGCAGGCCAAAGUCCUCAGUAUCUGGACAGUGAUACAACUUCUUCUGCUGAGUCUUCUCCUUUCAGUUCCCCUUUGCUUGGCCGUUCAUUAGCUGGAACAUUAGUGUGCCAAGCCUAUGCUAGUAGGCAACGUCUCUUUUGUAGAACUAUUAAUGCCAAAGCUGUAGCCCGUGCUAGCUCUCUAUCAACUGAUGAGGCGAGUUCAUCUGAUAAUAGUCCUAUUGUGCCCAGAAAACUGAACGAAGUGCGCUCCUUGUCCAGCGCUCCCAGCGGGGCCACUUUGGCACCUCCACCCCUCUUUCACCUCGACUUCAUCUGUUGUCACGAGCGACUCACCAAAGAGAACACCAUAUUGUUGGGUGGCCAGGAAAGGGGGAAGCUGAGACUCUCAGCAGAGUACAUUCGAGAGACUGCCCGCCUGCGAGUAAGGGUGGUCAAUGCAGAAGGCUUAUACCCACCCAGCUUUGAGUGCAAGCAUGUGAGCUGCUGUGUCCUCCUGCACUUAAAACCAGGCAAGACUCAACGGCAAAAGAGUACGAUCAUCAAGAAAAGCCGGAACCCCAUUUUUAAUGAAGAUUUUUUCUUUGAGGGCCUUGGUGAGAAAGAUUUGCAGACCCGAUCACUACGGAUCAAGGUGGUAAAUAAAGGUGCCAACAUGAAGAGGGACACUUUACUGGGAGAGUGUGAGCUUUCACUUUGCUCCAUACUGCCGCCCUAAUGACCAUAAUAUGUAUUGGGUAAACACUUGGAACACUCAGAAUCUUGGUGGAUGUUUUUGACUAAAGCACAAUUUAAAAGAAAUUCAGCAGUAACAUCAGUAGAUAACUGGGCUCCUUCUGUGGUGGCAUCACAGUGCUCUGUUAUUGAACAACCGAAGACAUUAUCUGAAGCUGAAACCGGUGAAGAGCAGGAUAUAGUCAGUGUGUUAAAUUUGAGAUUCUGUGACGCUAAUUUAGUCACAGAUGGGGCAUAUUCCAUCCGGUUUUACACCCCGUGAAUGAAUUAGAUGCUCCUGGAUUAUUGGAUGGUACUUCAGUCUAGUUUUCUUGCAUGAUCAAGAUCCAUGAUGUAUACAGUGACAUGAAAGAGGAUGUGCAAAAUGGUUACAAAUACCGGGAAUUCUAUCUAUAAUUAGUCUGUUGGCCAUUAGACUCUGAAUCUCAGUCAGCCAUUUGACACCAGACUCACAGCUUUAAGGUUUGUUUUAAAUAUGUAAUUUUUAAAGCAUUUUGUUAAUUCAGUGUUCUUUUAUUCAUACAAACUUUUGCAAGGACUCUGUAUUCAUUUUGGCUUUCAAAAAUAAGACCUUUUGUUUAAAGAACUGGACGUCAAGUCAGGUUAGGUUCUCAUAUUGCAGCAUUGACCCACUGCAGGACUCUGAAGUCACUGACCUGGCCGGACCCACAUUCUCACAAUAGGAAAAUACGUAUUUGUAAUUUUAAUUUUACAUGUGAAGCACUUUGGGGUAGCGUUCACUAUGAAAGGCACUGCUUAAUAAUAAUUUUUAAAGUACAGGGGGUCCUCGGGUUACAAUGUCUCAACCUACACCGUUUCGAGUUUACAACGCUCACUCCCAUAAAAACUUAAAAAAAUUGAGACAUGAGAAGGAAUAAAGGUAAGGAUUUUUUUUACACUCAUUUUUUCUGUUACUACAGUGCAGUGUACAGUACAGUAUAUUUAUGUCCUUUUCAUGUGGCUUAGUUGUGUUUUUAUGUUCUAGAUUAUGAUUUUGCAAAUGUGUUAGGAUAGGUAAGUGACUUAGGCUAGAGUGUGUUUCGACUUACACCAAAAUUCGGGUUACAUCACUGUUGUAGGAAAGGAACUGUGUCGUAACCUGAGGACCCCCUGUAUACAAUAUCUUUUUUCAUACCAGUCUCUAUUAAAAUUAUUGUGUAUGUAUUUAUCCACAUUCAUUUAUUUCUUGCUCAUUUGAAGUGUUUGUCUGCCUGUAGUCCUCAUUCAAUUUUAUAUAGAUUUCUACUUUUGUAAUAAAAA